AUGACUUCGACUACAACUAUCCUCUUCAUCUCUGUUUUUGCCUUCGCCCAACUCACCGAUGCUGUUCUCAACACCGUCGGAAGUGCCCAAACCAUCUCGGUAACUGGAAGAUUGAUAUGUCAAGGACAACCCGCUAGAAACGUUCUUGUUAAGAUGUACGAAGAUGGAACUAUCUGGGACUCCAAACUUGACUCGACCAAGACAUCCAACGAUGGUACCUUCCGUGUCUCUGGAUCCUACACGAAAAUCUUCACAUUGGAUCCAAAAGUCAACAUCUAUCACAAAUGCAACUACAACGGAUUGUGCUCCAAGAAGGUAACCAUCAAUAUCCCUGACUACGCAGUGGCUUCUGGACGCGGAUCUUCCACAAAUUACGAUAUCGGAACAUUGAAUUUGGCAAAUCAAUUCAGUGGAGAGACCACUGAUUGUAUUCAUUAA
Messenger RNA from Caenorhabditis briggsae, 438 nucleotides. It is a transcript of the gene Cbr-ttr-21, whose product is annotated as Protein CBR-TTR-21. The coding region runs from base 1 to 438 and encodes 145 amino acids. Gene Ontology annotation, cellular component: cell surface. NCBI's taxonomy places the organism in Eukaryota, Metazoa, Nematoda, Chromadorea, Rhabditida, Rhabditidae. The transcript is spliced from 2 exons. The record is from RefSeq and is a predicted model, not a curated record.